GCCCCGCCCCGGCUUGCCCCGCCCCACACGCCAGCCCCGUCUCGGCCCCUCUAGGAUCUGGCCGCAGCUGCCGCGCCCGUCUCCGCUGACCAAGUCCCGCGGACGUGGAGCGAAGAGGCGGCAGAUGGCAGCUCCAAGGGAACUUGGGACCACUGGCAGUUCAUCGGCAGGAAACAGGCACCGGAGUCAUCUGGGCAUCCCCGAAGCAGUGUUCGUGGAAGAUGUAGAUGCCUUUAUGAAACAGCCUGGAAAUGAAUCUGUUGAUAUUGUACUCAAGAAAUUAGAUGAGCAAUAUCAGAAGUAUAAGUUUAUGGAACUUAACCUUGCCCAGAAGAAAAGGAGGCUAAAGAAUCAGAUUCCUGAAAUCCGACAGACAUUACACAUUUUAAAGUAUAUGCAGAAGAAAAAGGAGACCCCAAAGCCCCUGGAGACUAGAUUCUUGCUGGCUGAUAACCUGUACUGCAAAGCUUCUGUUCCUCCAACGGAUAAAGUUUGUCUGUGGUUGGGUGCCAACGUGAUGCUGGAGUAUGAUAUUGAUGAAGCCCAGCUGCUGCUGGAGAAGAACCACUCUAUGGCCACCAGCAACCUGGAGUCUCUUGAGGAAGACCUAGACUUUCUGCGGGAUCAGUUCACCACCACAGAAGUCAAUAUGGCCCGAGUAUACAACUGGGACGUCAAGAGAAGAAACAGGGAGGAGGCUCCCAAAGCCGGAGUGGCAUAGUGUGCUCACCAUUGGGCCCAUGGCUCAGCUUUCCCAAGGGGCUUGGCCUUUGGAGAUCUGAAUUUUGACUUGGGAAUAAUUGCUUUUUAAACAAGAAGGGCAUUAAAAUGAAGGCAAAAUGGAGCACACAUAUUCUUUAUAAAGAUAAAAUUUGGCCUUGUUAUUUGUCAUGAAAUUUUAUUAUAAUUGUUCAACCAAGGAAAUAUGGAAUUUGGAUUCAGUUAUCUCCAUGAUCCCUCUGAGCUCUGACAUUCCAUAUCUUUGAUUAACUUAAACCUGAAAUUUGCCUCCAGCAAAGCUGCAUAGGUGGCACUGUCCCCUGGACACCCUAUGAGUCUUUAUUCUUCUGUAUUUGUUAUUGUUUACCUUUGAAGUUUAGAGAGAGGGAAAAUGUAUGGUUCCCAUUUUGCAAACCUGUUGUUCUUUGUUAAACCAGUCUAUUGUAAGUUUGAUGGUUCACAAGUUGAUUUUUUUCCUCUGGUGUAAAUUUGGUUAAUUCCUGGUCAGUCUCCUAAAUGUUUUGUACUUUUUCAUGAAAUGAUUUAUCCUCCCUUAUAACUUAAGACAUGGAAUAUAUUUGAACAGCAACAAGGUUUGUUGAGGCCACAUGUUCUUUGCCCACUUUCUUUCCAAAGUUUCGUCAACUAAAAAGAAAAUUGAGUGGCCAUUGUGCAGUAAUGAAGUAAUAUGAUGAAAAUCUCUUGCCUAAAUCUAUGGCGAACAGCCUAGCAGUUCAAAAGAGCAUCUUAAGAGGGGAAACUAAUUUCAUUGUUAAUUAAUUUAAAAAGAAGGAAGUAUAUAAGCUAUCCUGAAUUUAAAGUGAAACUUUACAUAGGAUUAUAAAACUGCUAUAGUGAAACAAGUAGUUUGUACCUCUGCUGCUGAGUGAUGCAGUUUGCUAAACAUAGAAAUGUAUUCUUUUGCUUUCAAGUAGUGAAUGGUACAUUUGUAAAGUUUGUAUGCUUUUCUUUCAAAAUAUUAAAACAGUAAAAUGAAA
Messenger RNA from Monodelphis domestica (gray short-tailed opossum), 1718 nucleotides. RefSeq names its product prefoldin subunit 3-like. Gene Ontology annotation, molecular function: tubulin binding. The record is from RefSeq and is a predicted model, not a curated record. Gene Ontology annotation, biological process: tubulin complex assembly; microtubule-based process; protein folding. Lineage: Eukaryota; Metazoa; Chordata; Mammalia; Didelphimorphia; Didelphidae. Gene Ontology annotation, cellular component: prefoldin complex; cytoplasm.